ACCACACACCAGCCCCAUGUUGGAGUAGACGCGGCCGCUCGCUGCUGACACAAAAGGACGAAGAACACAAUAGUGAGGGGGGUUUAAGAGCAACACGCCAGCACGUACGAGGGACGGGCGAGCGGGCGGGCGCUGGUGAAGCGAGUGCGCUCGAGGAAUGUGACAGUUUUUUCGACAAAUAUAUAAAUCGUCCAAUAAUUGUCUCCCCCCCAUCAUCGCGGAGGGGAUCCGAUCCUAAACACACGCCGAGGCCGCCCGGCCCGGCCAGGCCCGGCUUUAAUGGACGCUUGAAGUGAGCGGCCCGGAGGCGGGGUGGCAUUGACUGGACAGCGGGGUUGUUGUGGCCCCGAACUCGCCCGCACCACAUCCCCUCCCACCACUCGGAUCGAGAGGCGGAGAGGACGCCGGCCGGCCGGUGGUGGGUGGGUGGGUGGAGGGAGGGCCGCCCGCUCGCUUGCUCUCUCUCGCUUGUUACCGCCCGUCCUCAGUACGCGGGCUGCCGCUGAACGCCGCUCCAGCCAGGUGACCGGGCGCCGGGUUAAACUCGGUCGGAAGGGAUAUGUCCUCGCCCACCGUCACCACACCAACCGAGAAAGUAGACGGAUUCACCCGCAAGUCCGUACGGAAGGCCAAGCAGAAGCGCUCGCAGGGCUCCUCGCAGUACAAGAUCCAGGGUAAAGCUGUCGACUUGAAUCCCCUGCCUCUUCUCAAAGACGUUUCUACAACUGAGAAGGUAGCACUCUUUCAGAAGAAAUUACAGCAGUGUUGUGUUGUAUUUGAUUUCAUGGAUUCAUUAUCAGACCUUAAAAUGAAGGAGUACAAGCGCUCAACCCUUAGUGAAUUGGUGGACUUUGUUGCUGUGGGUCGAGGAAUAUUGACAGAACAGGCCUAUCCUGAAGUAGUUAAAAUGGUUUCUUUAAAUAUAUUUAGGACCCUUCCACCUUCAGAUACUUUGGAGUUUGAUCCAGAAGAAGACGAACCAACGCUGGAGGCAUCCUGGCCUCACUUGCAGCUUGUAUAUGAAUUCUUCAUUCGAUUUUUAGAAAGCCAAGAAUUCCAGCCCAGCAUUGCCAAAAAAUAUGUAGAUCAGAAAUUUAUAUUGCAGCUUUUGGAGCUAUUCAACAGUGAAGAUCCCCGGGAGCGAGACUUUCUGAAGACUGUCUUGCACAGAAUUUAUGGAAAGUUUCUUGGACUUAGGGCAUUUAUUCGAAAACAAAUUAACAAUAUUUUUCUACAAUUUGUUUAUGAAACAGAACGUUUUAAUGGUGUAGCAGAGCUUCUGGAAAUAUUAGGAAGUAUUAUAAAUGGGUUUGCAUUGCCGCUCAAGGCUGAACACAAGCAAUUUUUGAUUAAGGUGUUGCUCCCUUUACAUACUGUGAAGAAUUUAUCACUUUUCCAUGCACAGUUGGCAUAUUGUAUUGUACAGUUUCUUGAAAAAGAUCCAUCAUUAACUGAAUCGGUCGUCAGGGGUUUACUAAAGUUUUGGCCAAAAACUUGCAGUCAAAAAGAGGUCAUGUUUCUUGGAGAAAUGGAAGAAAUCCUAGAUGUUAUCGAGCCUGCACAGUUUGUAAAAAUUCAGGAUCCGCUCUUCAAGCAAAUUUCCAGAUGUGUUUCCAGUCCCCAUUUCCAGGUGGCCGAGAGGGCACUCUAUUACUGGAACAAUGAAUACAUAAUGAGUUUGAUAGAAGAAAAUUCAGCUGCAAUCCUCCCCAUCAUGUUUCCCAGCCUCUAUAGAAUCUCCAAAGAACACUGGAACCCGGCAAUUGUAGCUUUAGUCUACAAUGUACUGAAGGCUUUUAUGGAAAUGAACGGUCCCUUGUUUGAUGAGCUGACAGCAACUUACAAAGCAGAUCGGCAAAAAGAAAAGAAAAAGGAAAAGGAACGGGAAGAACUUUGGAAAAAAUUGGGGGCUCUUGAAAUAAAGAAAGGUGUGAAAAAAGGGAUUUCAACUUAAAGAAGCAUGGUACUAAUAUUCCAUGGUGUAUAUUUAUGUAGUGAGAGAUGGAUCAAUGGUUUUCUGUACA
Messenger RNA from Leucoraja erinaceus (little skate), 2024 nucleotides. RefSeq names its product protein phosphatase 2, regulatory subunit B', epsilon isoform b (gene ppp2r5eb). Gene Ontology annotation, molecular function: protein phosphatase activator activity. Bases 560 to 1954 code for a protein of 464 amino acids. The record is from RefSeq and is a predicted model, not a curated record. The transcript has 13 exons. Lineage: Eukaryota; Metazoa; Chordata; Chondrichthyes; Rajiformes; Rajidae. Gene Ontology annotation, biological process: signal transduction; protein dephosphorylation. Gene Ontology annotation, cellular component: protein phosphatase type 2A complex; cytosol; nucleus.